Messenger RNA from Rhodofomes roseus, 1479 nucleotides. RefSeq lists its product as uncharacterized. The coding region runs from base 1 to 1479 and encodes 492 amino acids. The transcript is spliced from 3 exons. The record is from RefSeq and is a predicted model, not a curated record. Lineage: Eukaryota; Fungi; Basidiomycota; Agaricomycetes; Polyporales; Fomitopsidaceae.
AUGGCUGUGCACCUACACCCGAUGUUCUCGCUCGUCGCGGGCCGUAACGUCGAGCCACCCACCCCGACUCUCAGAAGCUCGCAGAGGGCGUACCCGUCUGCGCCUGUGAGGGAUCUCGGGCAGCGUGCCAUUCAGCGGCUAGCGGCCUUGAAGCGGGAGGAGGAGGAGCAGAACCUUGAGGAUCUGGAGGAUUUGAAGAUGACAGAGGAGCAACGUCUCCUUCUCGAGCGGUCCUUCGAAACCGUCAAGUUCGAGGCUGCAGACCUGGACGGCCUCAAAUGGGACACUCCCGCGGCCAAACGCUUGCUCGCCGACUGGUAUAGCUCCCAGGUCUUCGCCAUCCACAAGCAGUACGGCCUGGUUCCUGACGGCUACCCACCCCUCGAGUCCGACUCCGCCUCCGAGGAAGCAGACUUCGAGCCGCCCCUCUCCUCCGCGAGCGACCAAACCAUCAUCCCUGAUGACGUCCCCGACGUCGCCGUCGAGCCCCCCAGCCCGCCUCCCACCGCCCGCUUCCGCGGCGCGCCUCCGCCCCUCGUCUGGCCCCCGCUCGCGCUCGCUCCGGGUUUGCACGAACGCCCGCCGCUCCUCUCGCCGAACGAGGUGCAUAUACCUCUGUCGCCCGGCAGCCUCAGGCGGCUCCCUUGGCACGCACGCGCCCACCCGCAUGGACGACGCACGCCCACGUAUCGCGUGUUCAGCCUGCCCACGCGACUCGCCCCGCCUCGAAUCGACCGCCGCGACACCGCGCGCCCUGGCGAUUCACCCGAGGCGAAGGCAGACGCGGGCGGGGGUCCGAAGCCCCCGAUGCGGGAGCCGACCGCCCUCCCGCACUCGCCCGAGGCCAUGCCGGACAGCACAACUCUGGGCGUGGGCGCACCGCAGCUCACGUCCCCCCCUCAUCGGAAGCAAGCACCCAAGAAACGCGUCGUCAGUCUGCCCCCGGACCUCCCGAUCCCGUCCCCGCUCGAGCGCACGCUGAGCGAGUGCCCCGAGGGGAGCGUCUCGCCGACGCUGGGUCUGCGCGGGCGUGCGCUCCGCCCCCGCGAGCUGGCGAGAGGGGCUGGCAAGAUCGCGUCUGUCACGAGGGUCGCUCCGACCAAGCUCUUCGAGGUCGGGCGCAGGCUCAGCCAGUGCCUCGCUGUGUCGCCGGACGCCUCGCCCUCUCUACACUCGGGCUCAAGCGUCCAUCCUUUCCCGCACGUUUCGAAUGAGGAUGCCCGCGCACCCGCUGGGAACACGAAGGGAGCUACCAACCUCGCGACGAGACUCGCAGGACUGAAGAUCGCCCUACCGCCCCUGCCUGAACGUACUCUCAGCAUGUGGGGCGGCCAGGUUACGCCCGAGGACGAGCUCCCGCCGCCUCUCAUGACACGCUCGAUGUCCGCGUUUGGCUACAGCCGUCCUGAGCUCCUGGACGAGGAGGACAGCGCGGGGGAGUGGAUGCCUGGGGGUCUGUCCCCGGAGUUGCGUUGGUGA